CGGUAACCGUGAGUUGUUUCCUUCUCAGUUCAGUGAAGCUCCGGUUCGGCAGAGGAAGUGUCAACAUUUCUGUUGUAAUGUCGGUACCAGUUGGUCUCUGUGAGAUUUUCUUCAGCCGUUCAGGAUUUUGGACUUUUCUCUUCUUCGUGGUUCUGCUCUGGACGCCUGUUAAAGGGAGCCUCCGUCUGAUUGGUUCCUCUCAGCCAAUCGUAGCUGCGCCUGGAGAUGAUGUCAUCCUCCCGUGUCGUGUGGAUCCUGAGUGGGACGCCGUGGGGAUGACGGUGGAGUGGUCCCGACCGGACCUGAGGCCGUCCGGCCCUCAGAAGCGUGUGGAGUACGUGUUCGUGUACCGCUUCAGGAAGACGGACCGAGACAUGAUGAUGGACACGUACAUCCAGCGGACGUCUCUGUCCCAGGACGGCCUGCGGCGAGGAGACUUGUCUCUGACCAUCCGGAACGUCAGCCUGCAGGACCACGGCAGGUUCCGGUGUUUCAUCCCACGCCUCGGGAUCGAAGCAGAACUUCUGCUUGUUGUUGAUCCAAACGUUGUUUCUACAACGGCAACAGAGACGGUUCUUCCCAGAAGCCUCAUCAUCACUCCGACGCCACAGGAGGAGGAAACCAGCAGCAACGGGAGCCUCCGUCUGAUUGGUUCCUCUCAGCCAAUCGUAGCUGCGCCUGGAGAUGAUGUCAUCCUCCCGUGUCGUGUGGAUCCUGAGUGGGACGCCGUGGGGAAGACGGUGGAGUGGUCCCGACCGGACCUGAGACCGUCCGGCCCUCAGAAGCGUGUGGAGUACGUGUUCGUGUACCGCUUCAGGAAGACGGACCGAGACAUGAUGAUGGACACGUACAUCCAGCGGACGUCUCUGUCCCAGGACGGCCUGCGGCGAGGAGACGUGUCUCUGACCAUCCGGAACGUCAGCCUGCAGGACCACGGCAGGUUCCGGUGUUUCAUCCCACGCCUCGGGAUCGAAGCAGAACUUCUGCUUGUUGUUGAUCCAAACGUUGUUUCUACGACGGCAACAGAGACGGUUCUUCCCAGAAGCCUCAUCAUCACUCCGACUCCACAGGAGGAGGAAACCAGCAGCAACGGUCACUGGACCAGAUUCCAUCUUUGCCUGAUUGUUUUUUCAUUCUUCAUCAUUUGUAUGGCUCUGAUUUCCAUUUGCAUCUUUAGGAAAUGCCGACAAAUGCAGAAAGCUUUUCGUCGCCCAAACCUUCGGAUCGACACACGGAUCGGUUCUGCAGAGGAACCAGUUCUGUUCCCAGACCAGAACCUGAACCUGGUCUAGCUGCUUGGAUCCGGAUCAGGAACAAAAUUUGACGUUUGGUUGUUGCAAUUGUUCAAAAUUCAGUGAGUGAAAUGUUUACCAGGGAUCACUGUCAUUUUGUUGUUGUUUUUGCUGAUUUCCAUUUUGUUUUUCUAUUAAUAAAAAUAAAAACUUUAAUGAAAAUAAAAACUUCAGAUAUUAAAGGGAAUAAAUACGUUUUUUUUUUGUAACGUCGGGUUUUGUUUAGAAACCAGAACCUGUUUGUGUUUCUCUGAGUGAAAGUUGAGGGUUGGAAACAUUUCCUGUGUUAAAUCUGAUAAAAUAACUGAAGUUAGCAGCGGCUGAAGCUGCGACGCGUCUGAUAGGUCCUGCAUCAGAGCCACGCCUCAAACUGCUGACUUUUCAUUUCUGACCUCUUUAGUUUGAAUGUUUUACUGGCUCAACUUUAUAAUGAAUGCUCAGUCUCUGUACAUUCCAGGAUUUUUAUUUAUUGAGCUAUUUGUUACUUAUUCAAAUAAAAUAUUAAAUAUUUCAGUGA
Molecule: messenger RNA, 1809 nt
Organism: Poeciliopsis prolifica (blackstripe livebearer)
Lineage: Eukaryota; Metazoa; Chordata; Actinopteri; Cyprinodontiformes; Poeciliidae
Product: butyrophilin-like protein 2
Exons: 7
Coding region: 78-1292 (404 amino acids)
Source: RefSeq, a predicted model, not a curated record